This is a messenger RNA of Mytilinidion resinicola, 594 nucleotides long. RefSeq lists its product as uncharacterized. NCBI's taxonomy places the organism in Eukaryota, Fungi, Ascomycota, Dothideomycetes, Mytilinidiales, Mytilinidiaceae. The record is from RefSeq and is a predicted model, not a curated record. The transcript has 3 exons. The coding region runs from base 1 to 594 and encodes 197 amino acids.
AUGGACUACAUCUUAGCUGCAGCAGCAAGUAACCCUGCGGCUGAAGUGACUAAAUCUACAUCCAUGAAGUACAUUAUGGAGCAUGUUCUUCGUAACUCAACGACGGAAGCAGAUAACUUAACAGCGGAAACCCCAACUCCGUACUGCUAUGUCUGUGAUAAGCGGUCCAACUUCCUCAGGAAUCUCUUUCUUCGAGAACAGUACACUAUGAACUACAUGCAUUGUCUUGAGACUGUGGUCGCCAAUCACAAGACUGAAAUGUCGGAGAUCCAUCAACAACGGCAAGAUGAGGAGGAAGCACUACAGUCAAUGGAGAAACGGUUCAACGACGUUAAGAAGCAAAGGGAUUGUAUCGCUGCAGUGUCAAGUCGCCUAGGCAGCAUGUUCGAUGACCUUAUGAAGGCCGAAGGCAACGGUGAUAUUGACAAGGCAUUCACAGACACUUUUGGCAUCAGUGAUCUCGUGGGUGAGAAUGAGCAAAGACGUGUCAGGGUUCGAGAGCUCGAGGCGGCCCUAAUAGAGAAGGAGCUUGAGCUGGAUUACUAUAGAAAAGAGCAAGAGCCAACUUCAGGCAAGUGGCACUUUAAUUUAUAG